UAAUCCCUGAGACGAACUACGCAGUGAACAUGCAAGGGGCGAGCAUCAAAGUGAAACCCGGUAGGUAGAAGUAAGCGGGACAAAGGAUUUAUUCGGCUGUGUAACGGUGUGAUCGACGCCGAUGGGCUGAAUGAAACUAAAUUAUGCUGUUGGUAGGUUUAGCGACGAUUAGUUCAGCUUAGCCAUCUGCUUUAGGGGCUCGGUUGUUGGGCUCGUCGCAUGAUUAACAGGCUGCGCAUUCAAUACGAUAUACGGAAAACGUCUUCCGCUCUUGAAUCUCAUAUUCCCUUCAAAUUUAUCCGCCAGAUAGCAGUGAUCACACGAAAAGAGGAAGAUAUAUAAACGGCUGGUAAUAAAGUCCUAGAGUACCUCAGCCAACAUGUCGGAAAACUCACCGCUACACUCUACAACUACAGCCACUACUGCUACACAUAAGCCCAUCUCGUCCACACUAAACAGCAAUGAGAGCAAUAACGUCAAUGAAAGAGCUAGGAUCACCGUACCGCCGUCCUCGGCCGCAGACGACGAAGCCCUCGUCCAAGCCUUAACGCUCCUCGUCAACGCAGUAUACAGCGAGGCAGAGCGCGGGAUCUACAGCACGCAGUUCGAGCGGACGUCGACCUCGGACAUCGCGGCGCUCCUACGCGCGGGCGAGCUCGCCGUGGCGUAUCUUUCACCAUUCGACGAAAACAGCGCCCCGACAGGAUGCAUAGCGAUGAAGCAGGCCGGGCCCUCGACCGGCGAAUUCGGGAUGCUCGCGGUGGACCCGGCGCACCGCGGAUCCGGGGUAGGGCGGGAUCUGGUAUUCUUCGCCGAGGACUGGUGUCGGCGGCGUCUCCUCGGGGUGCGAAACGCCGCUAUGCGCCUCGAGCUUUUAUUCCCUGUGCACUUCCAACACGAGGGGAAAUUGCGGCUGCAGGCCUGGUAUGAGAAGCUCGGGUACGUGCUCAUUGAGCUGCGCGACUUCGAGAAGGCGUAUCCAAGGCUGUUUGAGCUGCUUUCUGGACCUACUGAGUUUCGCGUUUACGAGAAGAAAUUGGAGUAUUGAGAUGGGAGGGAUAAAGGGGCAAGUGAGAGAAUUGGAUGCUAGCUGGAUUGGUGGGUUGGAUAGGAUGAUUCGGACUGGGAUAGCGGUGAUAUGUGAUGUGAUUGCUUGCAUUGAUAUAAAGAAUCAAUUAGAUGGUGUUCUCGACGUGGCGAGAUAAAUUCA
This is a messenger RNA of Xylaria bambusicola, 1210 nucleotides long. RefSeq lists its product as uncharacterized. Gene Ontology annotation, molecular function: acyltransferase activity, transferring groups other than amino-acyl groups. The transcript has a single exon. The record is from RefSeq and is a predicted model, not a curated record. The coding region runs from base 380 to 1048 and encodes 222 amino acids. Lineage: Eukaryota; Fungi; Ascomycota; Sordariomycetes; Xylariales; Xylariaceae.